This is a messenger RNA of Lagopus muta (rock ptarmigan), 1542 nucleotides long. RefSeq names its product rho GTPase-activating protein 32-like. The record is from RefSeq and is a predicted model, not a curated record. Lineage: Eukaryota; Metazoa; Chordata; Aves; Galliformes; Phasianidae. Bases 1 to 1542 code for a protein of 513 amino acids. The transcript is spliced from 11 exons. Gene Ontology annotation, molecular function: GTPase activator activity. Gene Ontology annotation, cellular component: Golgi apparatus; actin cytoskeleton; fibrillar center. Gene Ontology annotation, biological process: small GTPase-mediated signal transduction.
AUGCAGAAGGUUGGAUUUUUCCCUGGGGAGUGUGUGGAGCUCAUUAACGGAAAAAUCCCGGAGUCUCUCAUCAAUUCAGUGCCAAAGCCAGUGCCAAAGAAGUGCGGCAGGCUCCUCACCUUCCUUCGUUCCGUGGUGAAGGCCCGCCCAAAGCAACGGAAAGAGCGGGAGGUGGAGAAGGAGAGGGUGUUCGGCCGUGACCUGGGAGAGCAUCUUCUCCACUCUGGUCGUGAUGUCCCCCAGGUCCUCCAGAGCUGCGCCGAGUUCAUCGAGCAGCAUGGCGUGGUGCAGGGGAUAUACCGCCUGUCCGGCGUGGCGUCCAACGUCCAGAGACUGCGCCAGGAAUUUGAGUCUGAGCAGGUUCCUGAGCUAACCGUCCGCGACGUUCACAGCGCGAGCUCCCUCUGCAAAAUGUACUUCAGGGAGCUCCCGAACCCCCUGCUGACCGACCAGCUGUACGACAAGUUCUCGGAUGCUGCUGGUGCCACUACGGAGGAGGAGCGGCUGGUCAGAAUGCAGGACGCCAUCCAGCAGCUGCCCGCUCCUCACUACAGGACCCUGGCGUAUCUGAUGAGACACUUGGCCUGUCUGGCUGGGCACUGCUCCACCACAAACAUGCAUGCGAAGAACUUAGCGACUGUGUGGGCUCCAAACCUCUUAAGCAUGGAACUGCAGACGCAGUUGGCAGUGGUGGAAUUCAUCAUCGACCACACAGACAUCCUCUUCUGCUCCACAUGUGGACCUGACAUGGCAGAUGGAGCAGGGCACAGUUCUCUCUCAGGGCCCCAGUCUGUGCGGGCGUCUUCUCCUGCCACAGAGCUGCUCAGCGUGGAGGAGGCGCAGGCAUGGAGGCGAGGCCACAGCAGCUCUCCUGUGGUUGUGACAGAGAGCACGGACAUGGAAGUGGAAGAAGGCCCCACAGCUGUACGGGGGAAAUUCCACACAGUCAUUGACUUUCCAUCUGAAAGACCAAGUCCACUGGGAAGGAUGAAGGAAUCACCAGGUGGCUGUUGGUGUUCCUGCUUCAGCCUGGGAAAACCAUCUUCUGGGGCCAAACGCCAACCGCAGUGCCGUCCCAGGGAGCCCACAGAGACAGACGUUGUAGUCCUGGCAGGUGAUUUGAGCUCUUGUCAACCGAGCAGAGCCGGAGCAAGUAGCGAUGCUGGGCUGUAUGCUUCCACCAAUGGAGAGCUUGCAGGAAGCACAAGUGGCUGUGGAUCAGCUGACAGCCUGCCACAUAACAACAGUGACAGACACGAGGAGCUCAUCCAAGUCCUAGCCCUCAUUUCUCCCGGCUCUGCUGAAGAUGCUGACCUGAGCCUGCCAGAAACCACAGGCACCAGCCUGGACUGUGACCCGGUGCCUCUGCAGUGCAGCCCAGCCCAAGCACAGCCUGAGUGCCCUGACAGCAGCACCUCUGUGCAGGAGCAGGUCAGCAACAGUGAGGAGAAGCCGUGCCUCUUGGAGGGGGACUUAGAAUCAGGCCUCCAGUCCCAGGCACCAUGCAGCGGCUCUGAGAGCUCUGAGCCACUCUCUCUGUGA